AUGAAAACGUUUCCCCAGUUGUUUGGUGCUGCCAGUGCGUUGCUUGUUGCCAAAAGUUUCGUUCUCGGCCAAAAGGUUCUUGAGGUCCCUCAUCUUGAACAACUCGAAACUAUAGCCGGUCUUCCCACUCCUGCGCAUCUUUUUUCUGAGCUUGGGACUGGGUUGAACAUCUUGGAUCGCCGGGUACCUUUAUCGACCAAUGAUAACACUACUAUACCUCUCGUAGACUUGCAGAUUUCGCAUCCGCCUCCUGUUCCAAAGACCGGAACUCAUUGUACUGUUGAACUCCUGAGCUAUGCGUUUGGAAAUAGUUACGAUGCCCCUGCUGUAGUCCCCUACUCUCCGCCUAAUAAUCAAGAAUGUGGGACUGUGGGAAGCUGGGGUGCGGUAGUAGGAAAUCUAACGGUCUAUUCUAAUGGGACCCAGUAUGAUAGAUUGAGUUCUCUUUAUCUUGAUCACGUUGAGAUUUGGCGCCACUCAAGCGCCGAACCUACCAAGACCGGGACUGUUUGGACUUCACUAAAAGACUUGACACCCUAUACAGCGUUGUUAUCAAAAAAUGGCACACUAUUGAUGGACUUUAGUAACAUCAUAUCCGUUGACCUAGGACUUGAUGGUGUUUUCUAUGUUACUUUGACUGCAACAUUCUACUCCGACGUUCUCAAGACACCACCAAGUGUGAAGGCUCCUUCCGAGGUCAUCAUACCCCUAAGUAAUUUCUCACCGGACCGGAGUAACUACUUUGCCAUUUCGGAUAGCGCCGUAGGUGGUGUUAGUAAUGUGACUAUUCCGCACAACGCUGUGAAUGCUAUGGUGGAGGUCUAUUGCAGCGGUAACUCAGCCGAGGAGUUUUGGUAUUUGAAUACACCGGAUGAAAUUGCAGCAUACUUCUCUCCAGAUGCGGGAUUGGUGACAAAAGGUCCCUUCAGGGAAGUGCAGGUACUUGUGGACGGGAAGCUCGCUGGAGUCGUAUGGCCGUUCCCAGUGAUUUACACUGGGGGCAUAACGCCCACCAACUGGCGCCCAUUAACCUCUUAUGGCGCAUAUAACCAGCCGACAUAUUUUGUCGAUAUUACCCCCUUCUUACCCACCUUGACCGACUCAGGACCUCACAAUAUCACGCUCGGCGUGCUUGGACAGGGUCUGUCUCCGCCUCACUCGAUCAACUCUAACUGGUUCGUAUCUGGCAAUAUCCGCGUGACACUUGGAUCCUCUCAAACCCGCACGACGGGAAAGAUAACUUCCUAUGCUGUGGAUCCAUACGUUGAUCCGAGUGUUAAAGGCUCUGCGACAUCGGGCAAUGCGACUGUGCAUGCUUCUAUCUCUGCGCAGCGUAAGCUUCGGAUCGCGUCUGAGCUGGUGAUUGGGGGGAAAGAGAAGCGGAGUGUAGUGUUUGAACAGAAUCUGAAGUUUGAUAACGCUCAGGAUUAUGCAGACGAUGGAUGGGUUCAGUGGGGAACGCAGUCCACCACUGGCUAUACCAAAUCGUCGGUAAAUGGACAAGUGUCCCUGCUCGACACAUUUUCAUAUCCUCUUUCAGUAUUUUCAAACUAUUCUUUAUACUCGAUGCAAUUCGGUGCAUAUGGCUCGGCCAUCAACCAAACAUUUACUCGCGCACUGCUGCCACCUUCUGGUGUGGCACAUACCAUCUUCUGGACCAGUCGUGCACAAGGCUGGGUUGGAAUGGAUGAUGCUCCAGGAUUAAGACAUGCAAUCAACGGUACUGGGGAGACGCAGCAGGCUUUUGGGUAUGGUGAUAUUGCGGGAGAGACGUACUUCCGAAAGAGUCACGCCAAAAACGAUGGAUGGGUUUCGGAUAAAGUAUGGGGGACACUCGCCAACGCCAAUCCGCCCGUCAAAGAUACGAGUCCAAACGGAGGGUCGGGCUUCAAGCGUCGUGAGCUAGGGGCUAGGUUUCCCAAGGGCAAUUAG
Rhizoctonia solani is the source of this 1932-nucleotide messenger RNA. Its product is annotated as peptide-N(4)-(N-acetyl-beta-glucosaminyl)asparagine amidase A. The transcript is spliced from 11 exons. The record is from RefSeq and is a predicted model, not a curated record. Lineage: Eukaryota; Fungi; Basidiomycota; Agaricomycetes; Cantharellales; Ceratobasidiaceae. The coding region runs from base 1 to 1932 and encodes 643 amino acids.